AUGUCCACUCAGAAGUCAUCGUUCUCAAAUAGGGGCUUCCAAAUCCACCAGUCUGUAAUUCGGCAUCCUGGCGGAGGAGCACACGACCGAAUUAUACACAUAGUCAACCGCGCUCUUAGGGGCGUGCGUUCGGGCGAGCAUCCGGCACCUCACGGCGACGCAGCCGGGAAACGGCCAGCACUCACCCUCGAUCUUAGCUUCCAGGGGAUGCAGCAUAUUCCCGAAGACGUUGUUGAUCUAACCAAGGAGGACCUAGAAUGGCUCACGAUCUCCCACAAUCUUUUGACCUGUCUGCCGACUCGGUUUGGAGCCUGCAUGAACCUCCGAUAUCUGGAUAUUAGCAACAAUGACCUCAAUGAGUUCCCAUUAUCUAUCUGCCAACUGAAGUCUCUAGAGAUCUUAAAUGUUGCUCAUAAUUCACUCGGGAACAUCCCUGAUCAGAUUGUUUUACUUUCAUCACUCAAAGCACUCUUUCUUCAGAGCAAUCAGAUUGGUUCAUUGCCACUCAGUGUCGGGUUGAUGGAGUCAUUGCAGCUCAUCAAGAUCAGUGGAAACCCCAUUGAGUACCCCCCGCCGGAGAUCUUCAAGGUACCCAAUCAUGCAGAAGAAGCAGAUGCCAUCGUCACCGCACGGAUCAUGAAUUUCUUCAGGUGUGAUGCGUACCCUCAGCUUCUCGUCCCAACUGGCAAUCUCGAUCUCAUCGAUGCCGCGGAUGCUGUGGCCAGCUGUCUGCCCCGUUUACAGAGACUCCUCUCAAUCGACCGCUUUGCCAGAUUGACGCGGCAUCAGUUUAACACGGUGUCAAAUUUGGAACGCUUGGUGUCGCGCAGUGGGCUGCAUCUACGAGAAAUGCAAUUGUACAUCCAAUUCGCUUCUGAAGGUGAUGAAAGUGCCCAGGAGGGUCUGUCGAAAGCUUGUGUGCGGCUUGUAAGAUCCAUGUCGCGAGUGUGCCUCGAGAUCGGGAGCAAUUCCGAUAUGAUAGUUGACCAGGCUGGAGUCCAAGACGUUCUGCCUCUUCUAAGCCUCCUGCAUAGCACCUGUCGGGACCUGAGGUUUGCGCUGCAAGCAUUCACCCCUAAUAAGUCUUGCGAAACUGAAGAUCCAGCCACGAGUAUGCCUUUGACUGCUCAACCUGGUAUAGCUGCUGCAGAUAUUCUCUCUGCUGCACAAGAACAGAAGUCGCUGUUGACCCAUGGAACCAACACCAACAGCGAUAACCAUGAUCAGUCGCUGGACUCAGUCGUGCUUUCUCUCUUGGAGGCUUGUAAAGCGUACAAGGAUCUUCAUGAUCAGCUCCGGGGACAGAUCUCUGCAAGUUGGCGCAAAGAUGACGCGCGAGAGCCUAGGAUGUGUCCAGUCAGGUCUUGGAGCCAAGCCUGCGCCUCCUGCUCAAAGACUGAAGAGGCUGCCUCAAUUCUCCGAAGCUGUCUGCAUCUUUACACCCCCAAAGCAUACGCUGCAAACGACCCAUCAGUUUUUAUCGAGUUAUCCUCUAGGUUUUUGAACAGCUGGGCAGACCUCGGCAAAGGAAUGAUGGCACUGAGAAAGGUUCUGUAUCUUUCGACGGACGUGAGAAAGCAGUUGCAGAAUACGCAGACAACUGUGAAGCGGGCCACGCAGCUUCUAAGCAUUUGGAUCGAACAAAUCGAAAACAACACAAAGGCGGAAAAUUACAUUUGA
Colletotrichum siamense is the source of this 1680-nucleotide messenger RNA. RefSeq names its product Leucine-rich repeat-containing protein sog2 (gene sog2-1). The transcript is spliced from 3 exons. Gene Ontology annotation, molecular function: protein binding. NCBI's taxonomy places the organism in Eukaryota, Fungi, Ascomycota, Sordariomycetes, Glomerellales, Glomerellaceae. The coding region runs from base 1 to 1680 and encodes 559 amino acids. The record is from RefSeq and is a predicted model, not a curated record.